This is a messenger RNA of Grammomys surdaster, 1675 nucleotides long. RefSeq names its product suppressor of SWI4 1 homolog. NCBI's taxonomy places the organism in Eukaryota, Metazoa, Chordata, Mammalia, Rodentia, Muridae. Gene Ontology annotation, biological process: ribosomal large subunit assembly; rRNA processing. The record is from RefSeq and is a predicted model, not a curated record. Bases 132 to 1544 code for a protein of 470 amino acids. Gene Ontology annotation, molecular function: rRNA binding. Gene Ontology annotation, cellular component: preribosome, large subunit precursor. The transcript has 12 exons.
UACGAACCGCGCGGUACCGGAAAUCGGCCACGCAGUGCGUAAGGCCCAUCCUCCUUGAGUCUCCUGUACGGAAGUGAGCUGUGUGCGCCGGAAGCGACUGCAAGAGGCUGCCUCGUGGGGAAGCAGGCAGCAUGGGACAGUCAGGGCGGUCCCGACAUCAGAAGCGCGCUCGCGCCCAGGCGCAGCUCCGCAACCUCGAGGCCUACGCCGCUCAGCCGCACUCAUUCGUGUUCACGCGAGGCCGAGCGGGUCGCAGUGUCCAGCAGCUCAGCCUGGAUGUGCGACGGGUCAUGGAACCUCUCACCGCCACCCGCCUGCAGGUUCGAAAGAAGAACUCACUGAAGGACUGUGUGGCAGUGGCCGGCCCCCUGGGGGUCACACACUUCCUUAUUUUGAGCAAAACAGACAGCAGUGUAUACUUGAAGCUGAUGCGACUCCCGGGAGGCCCCACUUUGACCUUCCAGAUCAACAAGUACACACUGAUACGGGAUGUUGUCUCUUCUCUGCGCCGCCACCGGAUGCACGAGCAACAGUUUAACCACCCGCCCCUCCUGGUGCUCAACAGUUUCGGCCCCCAGGGCAUGCAUGUCAAGCUCAUGGCCACCAUGUUCCAGAACCUGUUCCCAUCCAUCAACGUGCACACGGUGAACCUGAACACCAUUAAGCGCUGCCUCCUCAUUAACUACAAUCCCGACUCCCAGGAGCUGGACUUCCGGCACUACAGCAUCAAAGUGGUUCCUGUGGGUGCAAGCCGGGGCAUGAAGAAGCUCUUACAGGAGAAGUUCCCUAACAUGAGCCGGCUGCAGGAUAUCAGUGAGCUUCUGGCCACGGGUGCAGGCCUGUCAGAAAGUGAGGUGGAGCCAGACGGAGAACACAAUACCACAGAACUGCCCCAGGCUGUGGCUGGCCGUGGCAACAUGCAGGCCCAGCAGAGUGCCAUCCGGCUUACAGAGAUUGGGCCCCGGAUGACACUGCAGCUCAUUAAGAUCCAGGAGGGUGUUGGGAACGGCAAUGUUCUCUUCCACAGUUUUGUACACAAGACUGAGGAGGAGCUGCAGGCCAUCCUGGCAGCGAAGGAGGAAAAGUUACGGCUCAAGGCACAGCGUCAGAACCAACAGGCAGAGAACGUGCAGCGCAAGCAGGAACUGCGUGAGGCCCACAAGAAGAAGAGCCUAGCAGGCAUAAAGCGAGCCCGUGCAAGGGCCGAUGGUGACAGUGAUGCCGAGGACCCAGGGGCACCUCCAGAGGCAUUGGGGGCAAGCCAGCCUGAAGAGGAAGAGGAUGACGCUGAGUAUUUCCGCCAGGCUGUGGGCGAGGAGCCUGAUGAAGACUUGUUCCCCACAGUGGCCAAGCGGAGACGGCGGGGCGGACCUCUGGGCAAGAAGAAGCAAGGAAAGGAGCAAAGGCCUGGUAAUAAAGGCCGAGGUCAGGGUGGCAACUGGCGGGCUCUAAAGCUACGUGGUAAAUCCCAGAGAGUCAAGAGCAAGCUGGGACCCAGAGCUACACACCAUAAUGUGGGUCCAGCAUCAAGGAGAGGAACCUGAACCUGUCUGGUCUGAUGGACCAUGGAUGCCUCAGAUUGGGGCCCGGAAGCUGUCCUGGCGUCCAGUGCAGUCCGGUUUCCUUUUAUAAAGGAUCUGCCUAGUUCUUACUUCCAAUAAACUUUAACAUGGCA